UCGACUUUGGGACUUCAUAUUUUCCCUCACUUACAAGAAAAGCACAGACCUCUCUACUCUUCCCAUAAAAACAUCACGCACAUAUCUUCUUCUUCAGUUACUCACCUCAUAUCCACCUAAUUCGCCCAUCUCUUUCCCUCCUUUCAAAUCAUACUUCAAUACAGAUAAACUUGACUUCCAAUCUAUAGAUAUUACUUAGUCCACACUCUUGGUUUCUUACAUAAAUAGUAUCAAAUGAAAUUCCUUUAAAGUAUAGAACUCUUCCUAGAUACCACUUCCACAACCACCAUUCAAUCUCCACUUCCUACCACUAUUAUUACUGCAGCAAUUGCAAAUAUGAGAGCAGGAAGCUGUACAGUGCAACAAGCACUAACUACAGACGCUGCAACAGUUGUAAAACAAGCCGUAACUCUUGCCCGGAGACGAGGUCAUGCUCAAGUUACUCCUCUUCAUGUAGCAAACACCAUGCUUGCCUCCUCUACUGGUCUUCUCCGUACGGCUUGUCUGCAGUCCCACUCCCAUCCACUUCAGUGCAAAGCUCUUGAACUUUGCUUCAAUGUUGCGCUCAACCGACUCCCAGCUUCAACUUCUAGCCCUAUGUUAGGUCCCCACUCACACCACCCAUCUCUUUCCAAUGCGUUAGUGGCUGCUUUCAAACGCGCACAAGCUCAGCAACGUCGUGGUUCAAUUGAAAACCAGCAACAACCACUCUUAGCUGUGAAAGUUGAGAUUGAGCAACUUAUUAUUUCAAUCUUAGAUGACCCGAGUGUUAGUAGAGUCAUGAGAGAAGCUGGUUUCUCAAGUACCCAAGUAAAAAGUAAUGUUGAACAAGCUGUAGCCUUGGAGAUUUGCUCUCAAAGUAGUCCUACAACUGUUAGUAGUAAACCCAAGGAAAGCAAUAACAAUCUUCUAGUUCUUGGAAAUAGUGUUUCACAACAAUCUCCUCCUUUCGGUUGUCAUUUGGGAAUGAAAAUUAACAAACCUAGAUCUUUGGAUCAGGUAAGGAGUGAAGAUGUUGCGAGUGUUUUGGAAACUUUGAUAAGUAGAAGAAGGAGAAAUACUGUGAUCGUAGGAGAAUGUCUUGCUAGUGCUGAAUGUGUAGUUAAAGGAGUGAUGGAUAAAGUUGAUACAGGUGAUGUUCCUGAAGCUGUAAGAGAUAUCCAGUUUAUAAGUUUUCCACUUUUCUCAUUCGGGCAUCUUUCUAAAGAAGAAGUUGAAUACAAAAUUGGAGAAGUUAGCUCUCAUUUAAAGAGUUGCAUGGGAAGAGGAGCCGUUUUGUAUUUAGGGGAUCUUAAAUGGGCUGCUGAAUUUACAGCUAGUUCUGGUGAUCAAGUAAGAAAGUAUUAUUGUCCUGUCGAACACAUGAUCAUGGAACUUGGAAGAUUGGUGUGUGGAAAUGGUGAUAAUGGAAGGAUAUGUCUUAUGGGUAUUGCAACUUUUCAGACCUAUAUGAGAUGUAGGUUAGGUCAUCCUUCUUUAGAGACUGUUUGGGGUCUCCAUCCUCUUACAAUUCCAACUGGAAGUUUGGGUUUAAGUCUCAACUCUGACAGUGAUUUAGAAAGUUCAUUUAGAAGCAAGAGAAUUGGAGAUAUGUCUGGUUGGUCUCUACUUGAAAGUGGAGUUGAAAAGCAGUUAACUUGUUGUGCCGACUGCUCGGUUAAGUUUCACACUGAAGCACGAACUUUAUUAACAAAUAAUCAUGACUCCCCUACUUGUUCUACCACCUCAAGCUUACCUUCAUGGCUCCAACAGUACAAGGAAGAAAACAAAAGAGUUUCAAGCAAAGAUCAGGAAUCUCUCCAAGUAAGUGAUUUAUGCAAGAAAUGGAAUUCAAUCUGUAGUGUAGUACACAAACAAAACCAUCCAACUCAUGAAAAAGCCAUAACUUUUUCUUCCAUUAUAUCUCCUUCAUCAUCUACUACUAUUUCUUCUUUUGAUCAACAUUACCGAAACUUGCACCUAGCCCGUGAAGCAACUUGGCCAGUUGUGGCAGAACCAAAACAACCAUUGCGCGGACAUAGGUAUUGGAUAUCUGAUAACAUGGAAGAAGAGCCAAAUUUGAGAAUGUAUCUCUCUGAGAAUCCAAAACCAUUCCUAUUUUCCAACUCAUGUCCUAAUACUAGACCAAGUUCUCGUGCUUCUUCUAGCGAAGCAAUGGAGAUGGAAUACUGUCAUAAGUUCAAAGAAGUCAAUGCUGAGAAUUUAAAGACUCUUUGCAAUACAUUAGAGCAAAAGGUUCCAUGGCAGAAAGAUAUAAUUCCUGAAAUUGCAAGCACGAUUCUUCAGUGUAGGUCUGGCAUGGUAAGAAGAAAGGAAAAGUUAGAAGAGAGCAAGAAAAAAGAAGACACUUGGUUUUUCUUUCAAGGUGUUGACAAUGAAGGUAAAGAAAAGAUUGCUAGGGAAAUUGCUAGUCUUGUUUUUGGUUCCCAAACCAAUUUUAUAUCGUUUGGUCUUAGUAGUUUUUCUUCGUCAACAAGGGCCGAUUCUACAGAGGAUCUAAGAAACAAAAGAACUAGAGAUGAAUCGAGUUGUAGUUUUCUCGAGAGAUUGGCUGAAGCAAUUCGUUGUAAUCCACAUCGUGUUUUCUUAGUUGAAGAUAUAGAGCAAGUUGAUUAUUGUUCGCAGCUGGGUAUUAAAAGAGCAAUUGAAAGGGGAACAAUAAUGAACUCGAAUGGUGACGAAAUAUGUCUAAACGAUGCUAUCAUCAUUUUAAGUUGUGAAAUGUUUAGUUCGAGAUCAAGAGCUUGUUCUCCUCCUGUGAAGCAGAAAUCGAGUGAGUCAUCUGACGAAGAGAAAGACGAUAAUAAAUGCAAUGAAGAAAGUCCUAGUGCAUGUGUAUCCUUAGACUUGAAUUUAUCAGCUGAAGAAGAUAACUUUGAUGAUCUAACUAUGGAUCAAUCUAUGGAUGAUAUCGGUCUUCUGGAAGCCGUUGACAGAACGAUAAUUUUCAAUUUACAGGAAUGCUAAACACAAAAAAUUACUAAUAUUUAGAGAAAAAUAUGCUUCCGAAAUAGUUUAAAUUAACAGGUUUAGUUUUAGAUAUUAAUCUCUCUUUUUUUCUUUUUUAUUUUUGAGACAGUUGUUUGUUGACUAAUUUACUAAACCAAUUCUUAGAUGGUUAGUGAUUUUGUGUGGGUGGAGAUAUAUUGAAACAAAAACAGAAAAAUAUAUCAGACAGACAGACAGACCAUGUAGAAACUACAUGUAUAUUAUCAUCAUCACGCAUCUUUGUGUAAUUCUACUACGUACUUUUUUGCUAAUUAGUUCUUUGAGCUUC
Molecule: messenger RNA, 3277 nt
Organism: Papaver somniferum (opium poppy)
Lineage: Eukaryota; Viridiplantae; Streptophyta; Magnoliopsida; Ranunculales; Papaveraceae
Product: protein SMAX1-LIKE 3-like
Exons: 3
Coding region: 337-2967 (876 amino acids)
Source: RefSeq, a predicted model, not a curated record